AUGGCCAGUCCACCUCCUUCCUAUGGCGACGCCCCUCCUCUCCAAAGUUACCGCAGGUCCUUUACUCUACCUGCACGCACGCUCUCCCUCCAUGAAAAGGCUGGAUUGGACAAGUCAGACGCCGAUGCCGAUCUCCUGUACUCCCACCCCUCUGCGCGCAUUAUCGCCUUCUCUCCUCCCAAAGAGUUGAUCCCCACGCAGAGCAAGGAGACAUUGCCCGAUGCCGACUACCCCAUUGACACGGUAGAAACCCUGCCAUGGCGAUCGCGCACAGAGAUCUUGGCUGCCACCGGUCCUAUAGUCAUAGAGAAGGUCCGUGGCUCCAGCUAUUUUCUGAAAUCCGCGGACCAGAAGGUCAUCCACACCAUCAUGCGCAAUUCGCAGUGCUGGUGUGUCGAUGGAGAAUCAAAAUUCGUCUUGCGCAUAGGAAAAUUCAGAUACUACAGAAUCGAGCUUCCGUCGGAAACGGAAGAGGACAAGAAGAAAGUUGAGGAAUUGAAAGCGGCCCUGCCGAAAGUGCUCCGAUUUGAGAGGACGCCAUGUCCUUUCAAGCGCGCAUUUCACGUGGACCUCCCAGAGGAUGCAAUAACACCUCGAAGGAAAGGAACCUGGAAACGGAGACAGCAGCCGGAACCGUCCACUCCAAACACUGACCCAUUGCCCGUGGGCAGGACGAAGACUUCACGAGCGUGGAGUUUUCAAGGACAGAACGGCUUGAGAUCCGUUCAGACUUAUGGACGUCGUGGAUCAGACUAUGGCUACAGCCCAAGUCCAAGCUCGUCCCGGUCACGGCCCGCAGCUGAUGGCUACCGAUCCUCCACACCGUCUAGUGUUGCAUCUAGUGAGGACCGCCGCGAGAGAAGACAGUUCGACCAGUCCAGUGACGAUGGUUCGCAGCCCGAGGAGGAGCGUGAGGAGGUCCUUCCGAGGCGGGGACUUGUUCGAAGCGCAGUUGGCGCUUCACGUUCCCAGAGGUCGUCCAUUGUCGAUUCUAAACAAACGGACCCGAAUCCAUCUCCUGGACCAGAUGAUGAAGAAUCUGCUCGAAACACAGAGUCGAGGGAUGUGUCGACCGAACAGCUUGCUGAUCCUUCUCCAGCUGAAGCUGGGGCAGAAAUUAUGGUUGAUGCGACACCAAUGGCGGUACUACAACCUCAGGAUGAUGGUGCAGACGAAAUAUCUGGCGAGACAAAUGCGCCGGAACUAGCAGAGCAGAACUUGAAAAUCGAGGCUCCUCAUGAGAAAAUCCACCCAGCGGUCGAUCAGACGGAUUGGCAGCCAGCGGGGCACCAAGAGGAAGUGCCCGAAGAGCCAGAACAAGCGGCCGCAACGUCUACGUCCACUGAAACCGAAUCCGAGCUGGCUCUAUCUCAGAUAAUUGAGCCAUCCGCCAACACUGCAGGUGCUGAGAACUUACUAGAGAUAUCCUCAACAGCUGAUUCAGGGGACUUCGAAAUGUCCUCAUCAUUACCUCUGGGAGGAGAACGCGACGCCCGUGAAGUGGCUGCUCUUGCUGGAAACGAAGCCUCACUUAGCAGGGUCUCGAGUGUGGCCUCUUUCUACACGACAGAUUCCCUCGCACAAGACCCGCCCAGUGAAAACAUCCAGAUUAUCGACUUUGAACAACAGCCUCAUGCGGAAGGGUUUACUCCUUUCUUUUUGAAUAGGAAUCAACACCAAAGGGGCCUUUCUGAGCUGACAGUCACGGCAUCCACCGUGGAAUCCGAACAGAGUCCUAAAAUGCGACCUUCUACCAGUGGUUCAAUGGACAAGGCUUCGACUCCUGGUCUGGCGCAAUCUUCCAUGUCAGAUACGUCCUGGUCGGAGGUUCAUACGCCUCCGACAUCGCCGAUCAAGGAGGGAUUAAGACGGCGCUUGCACGCCAAACGAUCCUUUUCGCCUCUCCCGCCAUCCACUACUCUGCUAGCACCUUCGCCGUCCCCAACAAACUAUGGGAGUCCUUUCACUGCCGAAUUCCUCCAGAAAGCUGCCAACGUUGCAUUUGUCAAACCCAUUGAGGCCGUUGUCCUAUUGGUCCAUAUUCUAGCCCGAAUAGCCGGCGGUGCCACGGUGAGCGACCUACUAAGUGGCGAGUUGUUUCGCCGACCGGAAACACACCGGCGGAGGACGAGCUUCCCGGACCAACCUCCAGCGCCAAGGGAUGAUAGCGAGGAAGAAGAUGACUUUGGAGUGCCAAUCAGGGGGCGAACGAAAAGUCAUGAUCCAGGCUUGAAGCCCGAUGCUACAAACACUAUACCGACGAAAGAUGACGAUGCAGACUCCAUCUUUGAUCUGGAUUAG
Molecule: messenger RNA, 2301 nt
Organism: Fonsecaea erecta
Lineage: Eukaryota; Fungi; Ascomycota; Eurotiomycetes; Chaetothyriales; Herpotrichiellaceae
Exons: 1
Coding region: 1-2301 (766 amino acids)
Biological process (GO): peroxisome inheritance
Cellular component (GO): extrinsic component of intraperoxisomal membrane
Source: RefSeq, a predicted model, not a curated record